AGGCAAGCUGGAAACUGGCGGGUCCAUGGAUGUUGCCGGAGUGCGGAUUAUGCCCCCCGAGCUGCGCUUCGUGGAUGCGAUGCCAGGCAGAUCUUACAGAGCGCUGCUCAGCGUCCAAAACCUGCAGAAACGCAGCUGUUCGCUUCAUUUACUACCUCCGGAACGGCCUCAGUUCAAACUAAUUAUGGAAAAUCCAAAGAAACCUGUUGCUUCUGGCCUUUACAUAACAGCUACUGUGGAAUAUCGUCCGGACAGUGAGGAAGACUUUCAUGAUAGGCUCCUCCUUCAUGUAGAGAAAAAAGUAAUUGAAAUUCCUCUGAUUGGAUUACGUCCAUGUUGUUUUUUAGAAAUUGAACCUGAGAUAAAUUUUGGAACAGUGAUUGCGAACAGUAAAAUAAUACAUGCAGUAACCAAAAUCACAAACUAUGGCUCAUCCCCAGGUACAUUUCACAUAAAAUAUAGAGGAAGUGUUCCAAUUAUUAUAGCACCAAUCAGUGGCGUGAUAGAACCAAAAACAAUGAAAUUGAUAAAAGUAGAGAUAUGUACCGAUGUACCCAAAAUACUUAAUCAACUAGCCACUGUGGAGUUGCAGGGAGUGCCCACUGCUGUGAUAAAGAUCAAAGCCAAUAUUGUGGAACAAGUUCUUGAGGUUUUAGGUGUGCCUCACUCAAAUACUAUCCAGUGUGUUAAUUUUGGAUAUGUUUACUUUGGAACCUCCAAGAUAGAGGAAGUUAUUCUUCACAAUAAAAGUCCAGAGCCUACGGAUUGGGUGGCAGUCUUGAUGGAUAAUGCUGUUGGUGGAGAGAUGGGCACAGAUAUUAAGCAGAGUUCAAAUGCUGUUUUGAAAAAUUAUCCUUGCAAUCAAGGAACAGAUGUUUCAACUCUGAUUACUUGCAUUCCUAAUGAAGGAACACUACAACCUUAUCAGAAGACUGUGGUUUUUCUUUCUUUUAGUCCAAAGUAAGUGGUUUUAGGCAGAAAGGAUGUGGGAACACUAUCACGAAAAGAUUAUGCUGUCUUUUUGAAAUUUGAAGCUGUAGGAAGCAAAGAUGAUUUUUUACACACAAUGCUUGGUGCUGAAAUACCCAUCCAAGGGAAUCCCCACUGUGUUGAACUGGGUUUGAUAGGCUCAGGGCUUCCAGUCAUGUUGACAUUCAUCCCAGGACCAGUUAUCAGUUUCAAAGAAUGUUAUAUUGGUGAACACACAGAUCUUGUUUGCACACUCCAAAAUGAAUGUGAUGUUCUUCCAGUGACAUUUGUUUUUCAUAAGAUUGCACAUUAUAAUAUUUGCCCCGAAAAGGGAAAAAUAAAAGGAAAGUCUGUAAAGGAUGUGAUAUUUUCAUUUAUCCCACGACAUAUAGGAUCCUUCACAGUGAGGCAGAAAGUAGAUAUUAUAGGACCAGUAGCAAAAAAAGAUGACUUUCCAGUUUUAGAGAUGAAACCAUUUCAUCAAAUACAUUUAGUUUUUUCUGGCCUCUGCAAGUCGGUAUCCACUAAUGUGCUGAAAACCAACCCUGCUAACAAGAGGGAUCAACAGAGUGAUGUUGCACGAAUAGUACUACUUAAGGCAGAUAAAACACAAUUACAUGCUCACCGGAUUAAUAGGAACUUAAGCAAUGAACUAGUAGCUAUGCCCAAUGAUCGUCCAGCCAGCAUACGACCUGCUGAGUGGAAUAAGGAUUACAGGACUAUUUUCACAAAAACUUCCAGAUAUUGUUACAUAGAUCCAGAGUUCUCUUACACAGUAUAUGAAGAACUGGAAAAGCAAAUGAAUACAGAGUACUACGCAGACUACAUUCACAAUUUAAGAAAAGUCCGUUUAAAAAAAAAAGAAGCUCAGAUAUCCAAAAUGCUUAAUAAUCCUGUGGACAUAGGAUUAAAGCCAGCAUCAGGGCUAAAAUCUCCUAUGCUCAGAAUUUUAAAGCAUGAUAACAUGGAGAACGAAGCUGCUUGUGUAAACAGAAAUAGCCUGUUAACUAGUAAACAGCUAGCAGAAAUCAAAUCUACAUCUAUACAAAAAGAGGUGAAUGGUUGUCUUAAUCCUGAACCAUUGUCUCAGCAAGAAAUUGAAGACUGCAGUCUAAUUUUGACACCAAAACAGCUUCAUCAGAUAGUUAUUGGUCCUUCCACUAUUGACUUUGGAGAAGUCUGUGUGCAUUCUACAACUACCAGAAAAAUACAUAUCAUAAACAACCUACCUGUGCAUAUAUGGCUACAAAUAGAAAUUAAAAGUGAAGAACUGCAACGAACUAAUCCUUUGUUGCAUGUCAUAACGCCUUUUAUGAAAACUUGUAUUACCGUGGUGUUUGAGAAGGACACAUUAGGGAACUUUAAAAAGUCUUUCAUGUAUUCAAUAAACCAACGCCAUGUUGGACACAUUUUAGUAAUAGCAAAAGUUGUGCCAGUUGCUUUGGAGUUAUCUACAAGGGAAUUGACUUUAAAUCCUGCUUUUAGCUUUCUAGCAAAAACUGGAUUUAGGACAACAGUCACUCUAUAUAAUCAAAAAAACUAUCCUGCACAAUUUACUUGGAAACCUGUCAUCACAGAUAAAGGAAUGGGAUUUUCCAUCUGUCCAGAAAAGGGUAUAGUAGAAGCAAGUAAAGAUCUGGAAUGCGAAGUUGUUUGGCAUCCAAGUUUCUCCUCUUCUGCAAAUGGAGAAUUUGAUUUGUGUGUGCAUGAAGGAAAAACACUUAGAUUAAAAUGUUUUGCAAAGGUAUUAGUAUACGUUUUGCAGACUAUAAGACACUCCAAAGUAUAG
This is a messenger RNA of Thamnophis elegans (Western terrestrial garter snake), 2758 nucleotides long. It is a transcript of the gene CFAP47, whose product is annotated as cilia and flagella associated protein 47. The record is from RefSeq and is a predicted model, not a curated record. NCBI's taxonomy places the organism in Eukaryota, Metazoa, Chordata, Lepidosauria, Squamata, Natricidae. The transcript has 18 exons.